Opisthorchis viverrini is the source of this 1362-nucleotide messenger RNA. RefSeq lists its product as hypothetical. Gene Ontology annotation, biological process: DNA damage response. Bases 1 to 1362 code for a protein of 453 amino acids. The record is from RefSeq and is a predicted model, not a curated record. NCBI's taxonomy places the organism in Eukaryota, Metazoa, Platyhelminthes, Trematoda, Opisthorchiida, Opisthorchiidae. The transcript has 10 exons. Gene Ontology annotation, molecular function: single-stranded DNA binding.
AUGAAUUGCACAUACAAAAAUAAACUAAUGCCACAUCGGCCGUCGCGUGUUAUACUGAGUGUACAGCGCUGUUAUAUCCAAAUGUGUGGACGAACAGCCUGCGCACUUGAUAAGAACACUAUUUGCCAAAGAUGCACCCUUAACCCGAGCAGUUCCAACAAGCCUCUGUUGCCGAGGUGGGAUGACAAACGGAGCGGACACAAGUAUGUCCCAUCGUACAAUUUGGCCCCAGGUUGUUUUACACCUGUGUUAGUCCUUGGAAAAUUUGUCGGGGCUGAAUCCAUUGUUGCCAUACAGCCGAUGUACUGGGGUUUGGUUCCCUCAUUUGCUCCAAAAGAAUCUUCGGCCAGUUUUGCCACCUCUAAUGCACGCAUUGAGUCACUUCUCCAAAAACCGACCUAUGGAAGCUCAAUGCGACAAGGCAAGAGAUGCGUCGUGUUGGCCCAAGGUUUCUACGAGUGGAAGACGACUGAUGGUCGUAAACAGCCUUAUUACGUAUAUCCAAGUGACCCGAAAAAGUUGCUCAUGAUGGCUGGAGUGUUCGCGUUUCACGAGCAAAAACAAGUUGUUCUGACGACGGACGAUGAUGUAAAUACAUGGCUAGAUCCUUCAGUCCUGAACCCUCAGCAAGCACAAGCAUUUCUUACAAGGAUUGCUUCCGAGGCGAAACUCGCUCCUUUGUCUAUGCAUCCAGUCACACAGCGGAUGAAUUCCACGAGGUAUAACGAGCCAGACUGCAUCGCACCACUAACUGAACCGGUCGACUCCAACAUAAUGCUCAGACCUGUUAACCUCAAUGAUUUUGGAAGACGUUUUUGGUCUCUUCUAAAGACGAUUAUUUUUGCAAUAGGUUCCCACCCUUCCCCUUCUCACGCGAGAUGGUCCCAGUGGUUAGAGCGCGAAUUUACUGACCGAAAGGUCCGUGGUUCGAACCUGACCUGUGCUUCUCGACUUCCCCUGUCUAGGCUUGGGCAACCUGACAGUAUCCCAGCCGUCGUGCAACCUUCAGGUGGCAUGGCAGUUGGGCACCGAAAGGGUGCUACAGCUGGACCUGCUGCUGAUGACAUUAACAGCGAAUUAUACACUUGUCUUGCAUCUCAUUGGGAUUCGCUUUUUUUCAACAACGAUCAUCUUAUCGUCUGUGCCGAAUGCUCGUUUGACAUGGUCACAAUUUUAUCUUCUUUUAGGAAGUCAAUCAAGGCCCGAGGUUCAUCAAACUUGAUGAUCAAGUUCUUAAAACGCUCAGAGGAAGUUCAGGCGACUCAGCCCGCGAGCAAAAAACAGGCAUGUGAUGACGCUUGUAUUCCAGUAGAAAAGCAUGAAGAGAAGAAGCAAGACCAGAUAAAAACGGAGCCGCAUUAA